This is a messenger RNA of Hevea brasiliensis (rubber tree), 1123 nucleotides long. RefSeq names its product adenylyl-sulfate kinase 3. Gene Ontology annotation, biological process: sulfate assimilation. NCBI's taxonomy places the organism in Eukaryota, Viridiplantae, Streptophyta, Magnoliopsida, Malpighiales, Euphorbiaceae. The record is from RefSeq and is a predicted model, not a curated record. The transcript is spliced from 7 exons. The coding region runs from base 239 to 865 and encodes 208 amino acids. Gene Ontology annotation, molecular function: adenylylsulfate kinase activity; ATP binding.
AACUGUAGUUUCCUGACUCCUACUGCGCGUUAUAAAUUCAGUCCUCCGUCUGCUUCGGUCUUCCUUCCCAUAUGGAUGACUCCGUCUCCCUCUCUAGCUUAACACAAGAAUAUUGCAAGAACAGUGCUUUCUCUCUCUUUCUCAAGCUGAAUUGCAAGGACAUUUCAAGCCUUUCUCGGGGCUGUUGUUGAUUGCAUUGUUUGCUCGUAGAGAGUGAAAUCAAGAAAAAGAAUCUCCUAUGUCUACUUUGGCAAAUUCUUCUAAUAUAUUUUGGCACGAAUGCCCAGUUGGGAAGACUGAGAGGCAUAAACUACUUAACCAAAAGGGAUGUGUUGUGUGGAUAACGGGGCUUAGUGGAUCAGGGAAAAGCACACUGGCAUGCUCUCUAAGCAGAGAACUGCACUCUAGGGGGAAGCUGUCUUAUGUUCUUGAUGGAGAUAACCUACGCCAUGGACUGAACAAAGGCCUGGGUUUCAGUGCUGAAGAUCGAACUGAAAAUAUCCGCAGAGUUGGUGAAGUGGCAAAACUCUUUGCAGAUGCUGGUUUGAUAUGCAUUGCUAGUCUAAUAUCACCAUACAGAAAAGACCGGGAUGCUUGCCGUGCAAUGUUGGCAGAUGCAAAUUUCAUCGAGGUUUUCAUGAACAUGUCUCUGUCAUUGUGUGAGUCAAGAGAUGCUAGAGGCCUCUACAAGCUUGCACGUGCUGGAAAGAUUAAAGGUUUUACUGGUAUAGAUGAUCCUUAUGAACCACCUUUGAAUUGUGAGAUAGAAAUACAAGAGAAGGAUGGAGUCUGCCCCACACCAUCUGCCAUGGCUGGACAAGUAGUGUCCUACUUGGAGGACAAAGGAUUUCUGCAGGAUCAGUGAUCAACUCCACUAACUUGGAGCGAUCAUAGUCAUAAUCUCAUUGGACAAACAAUUUUAUCUGGGAUUCAUGGCCUAUCCACUUUAACAGUUCCUGGCUAAGGGUGUCAGCAGGUUCCAACCAUACAUCAUGUGGGAUGCUUUUGUAAUGAAAUGAUAUGUUUCAGAUUCAAAUAGUACAUAUUUUAUACACCAAGUGGGCACCAUUGAUGUUGUUUAAUCAUGGAGACUUAUUAUAGAAUAUACAUUCAUUUCCAACAA